AUGGAGAAGACAGUCACCGCCCUCAAGGAGGAGUUGCGGACCGACGUCACCCUGAACAGGGUCGUCAAGUUCGCCCGCGUCGCGCCCAAGAAGUUCCCGCCGGCCGCGAAGCAGUACCUCGCCGACAAGCUCCCCAUCGUCCAGUGGCUCCCGCGCUACUCGCUGUCGUGGCUGCCCCAGGAUUUCAUGGCCGGCCUCACCGUCGGCGUCCUGCUCAUCCCCCAGGGCCUCGCGUACGCCAAGAUCGCGACGAUCCCGAUCGAGAACGGCCUGUACUCCUGCUGGGUCCCCGCCGCCGUCAUGGUGUUCAUGGGGACGUCGAAAGAUUUAUCGACGGGACCAACAUCGAUCUUAGGUCUCCUGACGGCGCAAAUCAUCGCCGACCUCAAGGACGAGUUCCCGCGGGUCGACAUCUCGGCGGCGGUGGCGAUGAUGGUGGGGAUCUGGUCCCUGCUCAUCGGGCUGCUCGGGCUCGGCUUCCUGCUCGACUACGUGUCGAUCCCGGUGCUGACGGGGUUCAUCUCGGCGACGGCGUUCGUCAUCGGGAUGGGCCAGGUGGGCUCGCUGGUGGGGCUCAGCAACGUGCCCGACGGCGCCUUCAACCAGCUCGCCAACAUCCUGCGGCGGCUGCCGCGGUGGGACGGGCCGACGUGCGGGAUCGGCUUCGGCACCGCGCUCGUCCUGCUCGCGCUGCAGCACGUCGGCCGCCGCUGGGGCGGCCGCCACUUCGCCAUCCGCUACCUCGCCAGCAGCCGCGCCAUCGUCGUCAUGGUCGUCUUCACCCUCAUCUCCUACCUCGCCAACCGCGGCCGCGACCACGGCGCCUACCUCUGGAGCAUCAGCGAGGUGUCCACCCACGGCAUCGAGACCCCGCGCGCGCCCGGCGCCGUGCUGCUGGCGCGCGUCGCCGCCCGCUCGAUCGCGCCCCUCGUCGCCUGCACGCUCGAGCACCAGGCCGUCGGCCGCGCCUUCGGCCGCCGCAACCACUACGCCGUCGACCAGACCCAGGAGUUCAACUACCUCGGCGUCACCAACAUCGUCAACUCCUUCUUCGGCUCCAUGCCCGUCGGCGGCGCCAUCUCCCGCACCGCCGUCAACUCCGAGUGCGGCGUCCGCAGCCCCCUCAACGGCGCCAUCACGGCCGGCUUCAUCAUCCUCACCCUGUACGUCUUCUCGCCCGCGCUAUACUGGCUACCUAAAGCGACACUCUCCGCUAUUAUUAUCAUGGCAGUCAUCCACCUCUUCGGCCCACUGUCGCUGAUCUGGCGGUACUGGCGCGUCUCGCUCGCCGACUUCGUCGCGUGCAUGGUCGCGUUCUGGGUCACCAUCUUCGUGUCGGCGGAGAUCGGCAUCGGCGCGGCGACGGCGUGGAGCAUCGUAUGGACGCUGCUGCGCACGGCCUUUGUCACGCCGACAGUGCUCACCAGCGAGUCAGGGUCGGUGACGAGCGGCGGCGGCGGCGGAGCGACGGGCGCGGGCGCGGGCGCGGGCGGCGGGCUGCCGUCGGCGGUGUCGAUCCCCGAGGACACGGUAGUGGUGCGGUUCGCGGACGCGCUGUUCUUCCCGAACGCGAACCGGGCGAAGGUGCGGGCGCUCGAGGCCAUGCAGGUGGCCUUCCCGUCGGUGGGGAACCGGCACUACGGCGUGGAGCGGCAGCGGUCGUGGAGCGUGGCGGCGGAGCAGCGGCUCGCGCGGCUGCGGGCCGCGCGCGGCGUCGCCCUGCGCCAGAUGCCCCUCGCCGUCUGCGUCUGGGACUUCACCGCCGUGCCCUUCGUCGACGCCACCGGCCUCACCGCCCUCGCCGAGCUGCGCGACGACGUGCGCCGCCAGCUCGGCGCCAGCAUCCGCAUCCGCGUCGUCGGCAUGGUGCCCGCCGUCCGCCGCCGCUUCGCGCGCGCCGGCUGGCGCCUGCUCGACGUCGACGCGGAGGAGGCGGCGCCGCCGCCGGCGGCGGGAGGAGAGGCGGGCGACGUCGAGUGGGUCUAUCCCUCGCUCGAGAGAGCCGUUUGGGACGAGAGGGAGAGCGACAGCAGCUUGAGGGGCGUGGUUACGGAGAAGACUUGA
This is a messenger RNA of Durotheca rogersii, 2064 nucleotides long. RefSeq names its product sulfate transporter 4.1. Bases 1 to 2064 code for a protein of 687 amino acids. Gene Ontology annotation, molecular function: sulfate transmembrane transporter activity. The transcript has 3 exons. Gene Ontology annotation, biological process: transmembrane transport. Gene Ontology annotation, cellular component: membrane. NCBI's taxonomy places the organism in Eukaryota, Fungi, Ascomycota, Sordariomycetes, Xylariales, Xylariaceae. The record is from RefSeq and is a predicted model, not a curated record.